AUGGCUCCAACAAAUAAAUAUAAUCGUAAACUGGAAAUCGAGGGGAUCGAUUUACCCACAGCCAAACAUAUACCAACUUCUGCAUCCUGUAGCCUGGAAAUUCAUCCAGAUGCAUUUGUUUUUCAACUGAACGGCCAACCUAAGCAAUGCUGCAUUGAUAACGAAAUUUGGCCACCUGUAUUUAAACCUGAACUUCUAAGAAGUGCAAAAACUAUGACACCACGUGAUAAUGACAUUUUUAUUUGCACUUAUCCGAAGUGUGGUACCACAUGGAUACAACAUAUUUGCUCACAGUUACUCACUGAUAAUUAUGGACCGCAAGUUGGACAAGAAUUGUGCAUGACAAGUCCAAUGAUUGAACGAAUGGGUGCAAAGUUUGCUGAUAAUUUAGAAUCGCCAAGAUUAUUGAAAACACAUUUUACAUGGCAUAAUAUACCAAAAAAUAACAAUGCCAAAUAUAUUCUUGCUGUUCGAAAUCCAAAAGAUUGCCUUACAAGGCAGGCUGUUGUAAAGAUUGGUGAAUUUUUGGGCGGUAAAGCUGCAAAAAAUGUUCAAAAUGAAGCUGUACUAAGUCAAAUUAUUGCAAACAGUACGAUCAAAUCUAUGAAAAAAGAUCAGUGGCGAUGGUUUCCAGAAAAUAGUUUACGACAGAAUAUUUUCAUCCGAAAGGGUGGAAGUGGAGAUUGGAAGAAUUACUUCACACAUGAUCAGUCCGAUCAAUUAGAUGCUAUGUAUCAAAAAUAUCUGACCGGAACAAUUGCGGAACAUUGGUGGAAGGAUGAAAUGGCAUGGGAUAUUGUUGAGGAGGAUAUUGGAAUUGAAGCUGAUAUUGCUGAAGAAUGCAACAGUAGCAGUAACGCAAGCUCAAGGCGGCAUUCUCUGGAAUAUUUUCGCGAUGAUUCUAUCGAAUCUGCUGAUCUAAACUUACUAAAGAUAACCAUUCAAAAAUACAUCCCAUGGCGUGAACGUAUGUCAUCGCAAUCAUCAUCAGGAUAUAAUUCAUUAUCUUCAUCGUUAUAUUAA
This is a messenger RNA of Acanthocheilonema viteae, 1023 nucleotides long. NCBI's taxonomy places the organism in Eukaryota, Metazoa, Nematoda, Chromadorea, Rhabditida, Onchocercidae. The record is from the annotation of a GenBank genome assembly.